Messenger RNA from Lemur catta (Ring-tailed lemur), 3840 nucleotides. RefSeq names its product NAC alpha domain containing (gene NACAD). Gene Ontology annotation, biological process: protein targeting to membrane. Gene Ontology annotation, cellular component: nascent polypeptide-associated complex; cytoplasm. Lineage: Eukaryota; Metazoa; Chordata; Mammalia; Primates; Lemuridae. The record is from RefSeq and is a predicted model, not a curated record. The transcript is spliced from 8 exons. The coding region runs from base 61 to 3765 and encodes 1234 amino acids.
GCGGCACCGACAGACGGAGGGACCGAGGGGGCGAGGGACUGGCGGGCGCACGGCCAGGCCAUGCCCGGGGAGGCUGCCCGUGCCGAGCUGCUGUUGCCUGAAGCGGGCGGCCCCGGGCCCCGCACAGAUCUUCCCUGCGAUGCAGCUGCUGCCACCAUCCCAAGAGGGGACCAGCGGGAGCCCCAUGUCCUGACCCCAGGGCCCAGUCCCCUGGCCCUCACGUUCCUGCCCAGCAAGCCGGGCACCCGGCCCCAGCCCGAGGGGGCCAGCUGGGAUGCAGGGCCCCACGGGGCCCCCUCAGCCUGGGCGGACCCCGCUGAGGGCAGCCCGAGCCCGGUGCUCCUCCCGGAGGGCCUGCCCCCCCAGGCUCUGCCCGCCGAGGCUCCUCUCCCAGCCACCCUGGAGCCCCGGAUUGUGAUGGGCGAGGAGACGUGCCAGGCCCUCCGGUCACCCAGGGCUGCCCAGCCAGCGCUCAGGGACUGGGAGGGUGGUGGGCGAGCAAGCCUGAACCCGCCUCCCGAGUCAUGUUCUCAGGAUGAUCCUUCUGUGCCUUCCCCUCCCCCAGACCCUGAUUCCUACUUCACGCCCCCCUCCACCCCCACCAAGACCACCUAUGCCCUGCUCCCUGGCCGAGGGCCCCACAGGGACACCUGGGACUCGGAGGCGGAGCUGCUGGAGGAGCUGCUGGACUCAUCCCCAGCCUCGCCCUCGGGCUCCUACAUCACGGCUGAUGGGGACAGCUGGGCCUCCUCACCCUCCUGUUCCCUCGGCCUGCUGGCUGCCGCUGAAGGGCUGGACUUCCCCUCGGGCUGGGGCCUCUCUCCCACGGGGUCCGUGAUGGAAGAACGAGAGCUGCACCCUGCCGGGCCCCCGGGGCCCCCGUCCUCCGAGUCCAGCCUCUCAGCAGACAGCGACUCCUCCUGGGGCCAGGAGGGCCACUUCUUCGACCUAGACUUCCUGGCCAAUGACCCAAUGAUCCCUGCAGCCCUCCUGCCCUUCCAGGGCAGCCUCAUCUUCCAGGUGGAAGCGGUGGAGGUGACGCCACUGCCCCCAGAGGAGGAGGAAGAGGAGGAGGAGGAGGAGGUCGCGGCUCCCGACCCAGCUGGGGACCCGGCUGGGGAGGGUGAUGAGGACACCACGUCCGCCUCCUUCCUGCAGUCCCUGUCUGACCUGUCCAUCAUGGAGGGCAUGGACGAAGCCUUUGCCUUUCGAGAUGACACCUCCGGGGCCUGCUCCGACUCGGACUCGGCCUCCUACGCAGGGGCGGACGACGAGAGGCUGUACAGCGGGGAGCCGCACGCCCAGCCCGCCGUCCUGCUCCGGGACAGCGCGCCGGAGGCGGAGGAGGGCGGAGGGGGGCCCGAGGGGCCGCAGGCUCAGGAGGGGGCCGCGCUCGAGGGCCCAGAGGCUGCUCCUGAGGUCUCAGGGCGAGAGGCCCCUCUCACCCAAAGCCAGGAGUCCAUUUCGGAAAUAUCAGAAGAGGGCCUCGUCGUAGGCCAGGAGCCUGCUGCCACUGUGACCCCUCACGCUCUGCAGGCAGCCCCAGCCCUCCCGGUGGGGGCGGCUACCAGGGUGACCACGCCGGCUGGGGAGGAAGAAGCAGACUCCACAGCUGGACAGGCCCCUGCUGCCGGGGCGACGCCUCAGCCCUCCCGGGAGCCUGUCACUGCAGAAACACCUGCGACUCCGCAGGAAGAAGCAAGCCUCACAUUGUGCCCAGACCCUGCUCAGAACUUGACGGGAGAAGGAGGGCCAGGCCUCCCCUCAGGCCCAAAGCCUGGGCCUGCAGCCACGCCCGUGCCCCCGCAGGCUGAAGAGGGUCUUCCCUUACCCGAGGACUGCGCCAUGGCAGCACCUCUGCCCCUGCCCGAUGCAGGCCCCUCCUCAGGCCAGGAGCCUGUAGCUGCGGUCACCCCUCAGGCCCUGCAGGCAGAAGCAGGCUGUGCCCCAGAGACAGAGCCCGUGGCCCCCGUGGCCCAGGAAGAAGUGGGUGUGGCGCAAGGACUGAGGCCAGCACCUGACGAGAAGGAUGCAGCCCUCCCUGGAGGCGUGGAGCCUGCUGCCUCGGACCAGGUCCAACAGGACGACCCAGAGCCAGCUGCAGACGCAGAGGCCCCUUGGGCCUCACGUGAAGAUGCAUGUCCCACCCUGGGCACGGAGGCCCCUGCUGCUCCCGAGCCUGCCUCUGGUGCUGGGGAGGAAUUAGCCGAAGACCUUUCUGUGCCCGAGUGGGAGGCAUGUCUGGAAGCCCCGGUGCAGACAGGUGAUGGAGCUGAGCCCCACUCAGCUCCAAAGGAGGCCCUGGGGGCUGAGAACCAGAGGGAAGGAGGUCCUAAGCCACCGGCACAGGGACAUGGACCUGGGGCAGCACCCCAAGGUGCAGGGGAAGCUCUCGAGGCACAUCCUGCUGCCUGCCCUGAGGCUGACCAGGCACCGCCCCUGAGCCCCGCCAGGGAGGGAAGGGACCCAGAGCCCACUCCUGGACCCAGGCUUCCCACAGCUGUGGCCGCCGAGGCCGGUCUGGGCUCCUGCCCAGAGUCUCCAGCAGGGACUGCGUCUGGGCUGGACAGAGGCUGUCCUGAAGAGCCUGCCCCCAUGUCCACACCACCCUCCCAGCAGCUGGAGCCUGCGCAGGGCCUGGACAGCGGUGAGCAGCCCCAGGCAGCACCCAGGGCCGUCAGCCCCUCCUCGCCACAGCCCCCAGAAAGCCCUGCCAGGGGCCUGCCCAGUGCACCCCAGGACAGGCUCCCGGGCCCUGACACCUCUACUCCUGGCGUCCUUGCCAGGGCAUCCCCACCCCCACUGGAGCCCCCUGCCCCCUGCCCGUGCCAGGGCCCCCAGGAAGACUCCGUGGAGGACGAGGAGCCCCCAGGUUCUCCAGGCCUCCCACAGCCUGAGGCAGGAGCCCGGCCAGCAGCUGCUGCUGUCUCAGGAACCUCACAGCCUCCAGGGACUGGGCAUCGGGUCAGCCUCUCGCCCCACUCUCCCCUCCUAAGCCCCAGGGCAGCCCCCACAGAAGCCAAAGACCUGGCCUUGCGGAUCUCGCCCCCCUGCCAAGUGCCUCCUUGCUCUGGGCCCCGAAGCCCACCUGGCCCUCAAGAGCUCCCAGCCUCUGAGCAGCAAGAGGAUGAGGACAGCCUGGAGGAAGACUCACCUCGCGCCCCGGGCUCAGGCCAGCACUCGGACAGCCACGAGGAGUCAUCAGCCGAGCUAGAUGAGCAGGACAUCUCGGCACCCCAGACCACGCAGUGCCCAGCCCAGGCCCCAACAGGCAGCAGUGAGGAGACCAUCGCCAAAGCCAAGCAGAGUCGCAGUGAGAAGAAGGCCCGAAAGGCGAUGUCAAAGCUGGGCUUGCGGCAGAUUCAAGGAGUCACCAGGAUCACCAUCCAGAAGUCCAAGAACAUCCUCUUUGUCAUCGCCAAGCCUGAUGUCUUUAAGAGCCCGGCCUCAGACACUUAUGUGGUCUUCGGUGAGGCCAAGAUUGAGGACUUGUCCCAGCAAGUGCACAAAGCCGCAGCCGAGAAGUUCAAGGUGCCCUCAGAGCCCUCUGUCCUGGUCCCUGAGUCAGCACCCAGGGCCCGGGUGAGGCCAGAGUGUGAGGAGGAAGAAGAGGAGGAGGAGGAGGAGGUGGAUGAGGCAGGGCUGGAGCUGCGCGACAUCGAGCUGGUGAUGGCCCAAGCCAAUGUGUCCAGGGCCAAGGCUGUGCGGGCCCUGAGAGACAACCACAGUGACAUCGUCAAUGCCAUCAUGGAACUGACCAUGUAGCUGCUGACCUGAAGCUGGGUCCACCCUGCCCCUUCCCCCAGCUCUGCUGCUCAAUAAACUGGUGUCCCCUCAUCA